CACGACACAGGAGCGAACCUUUGCAAGAUGUAAAAAGGAUUAUGUGAAGGCUCCACGACAGCACAACAACAGGAGCGAACCUUUGCAAGAUGUAAAAACGAUUUCAACAUAAUAUCACCAAGAUGAAGACCUUGCGCUUUGCACAGCCGAAAUCGAUCCCUCGUGCGAAUGAGGCGUCCGUAGAUGCUUUGACAAGGUCGCUUCUCGGGGAAACGACUAGCAGCUCUUGCACGUUGAUUGGGAUAACGAAGAAGCAGGAAGCUAUCAAGCCCGAACAUGGAGAAAAACAGGAGCACGAACUACCUGGCACUCGAGCAUCUUCUUCAGUCAGGCCUUCUGGUCGAGUUUUGUCGUAUCUCAGAGGCCUGGCUACAGUUGAGUAUACGGGUCCAGUGCGAAUCGGAGAACGAGUCUGGUUCACUUCGGACUUAGAAGCAGGUCAGAGCAACGUCAACGUGCUGUCACAUUUGGAUGCCCCCUUGCGGCGUGCUACAUCUUUAGGAUUAGGUGUAGUCACUGGGUUUUCGUCGAAAAAUGCCGUGUCAGUUUCAGUGGUUACUACGAUGGGCAUGGGAGGACAGAUAGGAACUCCGUCUGUUGCAUACUUCUCUGGAGAACCGUUGCAACUGCCUCACGCGUUUGAGACAGCAUGGGCGGCGCGAAGUUCGAUCACUGCUGGAGUCAAUCUCGCCAUGGCCUUGGACAAGAAUGCAGUAGAGGACAGGUCUCAGUCCUCUUCCUCGCGGUGUAUUUUCGGUAGCACAUCGGCAGCGUCUACCUCUGCUAGUGGUCUCCCGAUCUCCUCUACUAGUACAAGCAUUUACUCCGUGCCACGGCUUUUUUGCGAAGCUGAUAGGGAUCGACAUAGGCCUAGCGGAAAAUUGGUCGAGGAGCAGGCGACUGAAAUUGACUCUUUGCUGCAACUUAGCCCAGCGACCGCUUCCGUGGCGUCAAAGUACUUGAUAGUACGAACGAUUAAAUGUGGAGAUGAUUGAAAGAAUAUUCAGCUAGCACGGCUGGUUCUUACCUUCUUUGGUCACUAAUGUCUUGAAGAAUCUCUAACAUUUCACACUGUAAGAUCAUAGAUAGUGCUCAAGUGUUUUUGCUUUCUACAAGAUGCAGCAUCAUUGACAGCUUCGUCACGUUUCUCUCCGCUUCAAAGCUCAUUCGGAUCUUUUGUCCCACUCAUUCCAAUCGGCCGCCCUUCGCUUUCACCAGGACACGCGCUACUGUCUUGCAUUCAAAACCGAGAGGGCCCCGGACAUCGCCGAUUAUCAGUGGAAACUAUCUCGUCGACCUGUGCGAAGCAUUACGGCAUGGCCAGCGAAUCACUCUCCGCGGCCCCACUGGAGGUGGCAAAACUCAUUUUCUUUCGUCCUUUGUCCGCAAUUACACUCGAGGCCAGAGCGUCGUCAUUUGCAGUACGCAGAGUUAUGAGAUGAAUGAUUGAACUGCUUCGAAAAAGUAAGUAAGUAUAUGUUCUUGACGUGAACUACUUCGGUCGCGGAGGUAAGUAUGUUCUUGACGUCGACCAGCCUCGUAUAUUUAUAAAUAGUAAUAGUUAUGAUGAUUAUAACUUGAUGAUAGUUACCCUUUUCUCUUUUCUAUCUUCCUCUGGUCUUUCUUUUUUCUAGUUAGGUCGGCUCCACCACAAUGUCAGUGUUACUGUCCUCCAGCUGCAUAAAUGAGCAGCUACAGUCGUGCCAGUCUCGUCCAUCUUGCUCUUCUAAGAACACGCAAGAAAGUAUGCCGCAAACAGUGUUGUGUUUGCCCAGGAUUUUUCGGAUCCAGCUGCAGGAGAACAUGCGUGGCUCACAAUGCUUUUGGGAAUCCAGUACGCGAAAAGACUUCAGUUAAGGGUUGCCAAAGAAUUAGAAUUACCUCCCUCACUACCACUUCUACUAAUAUCCUACUAGUAAUAUCCUUUUUUUUGAAUUUGUUAUCCAGUAGAAACGUAGUCACGGACGUUCUGACAAGGAACGUGACGCUGUAAAAGCCUCUAACUCAAGGCAGUGAUCAGCAGCCGCUUCUCAUCAUCGAUGACAUGCUACAGUUUCAAGACGUGAGCAACCCUAAAGCCUUCCUUCCGAUCACGCAACUGCUCAGAGAGGCUUUUAACAUUACGGAUUCUCUCUUUGUCAUCUUCAUCCUCAUCCACUUUUAACUGGCUUCACGACUAUCAUGAUUUUCGUGCUUUGAGUAGUAAAGAAUGGCACGUCGAAGGGGGACGCUAAUAGAAGAUCCUCGAUAAACUUCAACGAUCCUUUUGUAGCUAGACCUAGACGAGGUCUGUUGAUUCAUCAACAGCAUCGUGAAAAGGAAAUAGAAAUUGACAAAUACCUGUACUUCUAGCUCUAGGGAAGUCAUUUUGUGAGUAUUGUCUAACAGCAGCUUCGACGUACCCUCAGCCUCAGGUGGUAGCACACAUCACCAAUCAACACUGACGGUUUUCACAGCAGUUGAUGCCUGGACCCAUUCGCUGGCUGAAGAUGGCGCAGACGUCGUGCUCACUUUUGAGCACCACAAACCCAAUUUUGAGGACCUGAGGAGAUAUAGUCGCUUCACUACAGGAGCAUUUUCCACAACAUGUGCAUCUAGUAGCCACCAUGACGUACACGUUGGAGGAGGAGGAGGUCUCACGGACAGGGAUGUCAUGCAAACACUGGAGGAUGCUGAGUUUGCGGCUAUGAAAGCAAGUGCCCGUCAAGGAUCAUCAUCGUCAUCUUCUUCCACUCCGAGAACAAGAUUUGUCGAAAGGUGUCUCCUAGAGGAUCAAGCCGACAGUGGAAAUCCGCAUGACAUCACUAGUUGCAAACCGUCCCCUUGUAGAAGUGGUCCUCCAACUUCGACUUUGCUCGACAACAUAGUCCAGAAUCUACUCCAUCGAACUACGCAAGGAAUGCGGAUGCAGGACAGGCUGGAUGUCAAUCGGGAUUUAAGUAUUCACGUAGACACAUGGGACAAGGAAGAAGCAAAUGCGAUGGCAGCACCGGAGAUGAUCCUUAACAGUUUCAACACCAAAGCAGAUGCUAGGUGGCGUGGAAGUGGUAGUGCUGGUGUACAGAGGACGAGACUUCUCACUUCUAGUUCAUCGUCCGAUGCUGAGUCAUCUUCUGAACAGCGUACAGCUUCACUUCAAGAACAGGACACGGAAAGAACUUCGCCUGUAUCUGCCCUAGAGAAGUACAAAACUAAGUUAGUCGGCAAGUGUGCUGGCAUAGCAAGUAUUUUGGGUCGACGGGCGACGAAAAAAUCUACACCUUGGGUCUCAAAACAUUUGAACUUUGAGAAUAAUACCGGCGUAUCUUCCCCAUCUUCGGAGGACUUCUUCAACCCCAGCACGACUAAUGGAGAGGGAUCGCAAGCAAAUGGUGAUUCUCUACAACAAUCCACCACGCAUCAAGACCUCGCACCCCCCGUAUCAAGGGAAGAAUUAGCCGUGUUAGCACGUGCGUGCACGAUCUAUCAUUUCGCGCAUAAGCCAAGUGUUGUAGAGGCAGCCACUUUUAGAAAAACCUUCUGGCACAGGUUUAAAAGCACCUUUCCGCAAUUCCUAGAGGCAGGGAUGUUUGAACAAACAGAUCCUAGGAAAAGCAGUGAAAUAUUGAAUCUCCUGGAUAAAGCAUUGUUAGAAAUUCGGUAUGAUUUUGAACUGGUAAGGCCGACAUUCUAAGAGUUUUCGAUUUUUGAUUCAUUCUUGCGCUCGCUCGUUCUUUACCUCUGCUCGUCUUCAUCUUCAGACAAUGAACUACAU
Messenger RNA from Amoebophrya sp. A25, 3754 nucleotides. NCBI's taxonomy places the organism in Eukaryota, Dinophyceae, Syndiniales, Amoebophryaceae. The record is from the annotation of a GenBank genome assembly.